AGAGUCUGGGCUUUGAGUCCAACGGGGACGCUGGAGAUGGUGUGAUCGACAGUAUCUUGGCAGUGCCUGGCACGUCAAGCGGACAGUUUGCUGAAAACUCGGGAGGCACCAAUCGCGCCUGUUGACCCACAGCUCGCGAACGGUGCCGCCGACAGGCCUUUCCAUCACUCAGAGCAUUCGAGCGAGCGACCGGGCGACGCACUGGCGUUUCGCUUCGUCAGAUCAAUUCAUAACUACUCAUAACUACUUCGGUUUGAAGCUGUCCACUAGAUGAUGCGGGAGUGAAAGCCUUUCCUGUGGCUUUCUGCCCCACUAUCAUUCGAGGGAGCGGCUGGAUUGACUAAUCAAUUCAUUUAUUCAUCGCAUCGCCUGUCCGUGCACGCACACGAAAAAGAGACUAUCGUCCUGUCGGCUUGCUCGCCUUUGCCUGUGGUAGCAAUGCCGGCGGACAACCCGCCGCCAAAAACUCAAAAAGGCCGAGACGAACAAGUCACGCCACGCGCGAGGUCCUCUUUCCUCCUUGGAUGGGUGCACGACAGGCUGGCUGCCGGCGUGUCCACUCUGCUCUGUGAAGCCUCAGCCGUCCGAGUUGAUCGACGGCGGCUGAAAAAGUCAGUCACAGUAGACAGAUGGGACGCCGGCCGGCAGCCAGCAUGAAUGCACCCUCACAGCAGAGACAGCAGAAAGGAACCCCCGGCCGAUACCCCCAUGCACACGCACGUCGGUCCACGGAGGUCAAGACAAAUUGAUCCCUCACACAGACACACCACACACGAUACAGAUGAGCUAUACAGAACGCCCCUCCACAUCUCUCCCCUCUCUCUCUCUCUCCCCUCUCCCUCCCCUCUCUCGCACCCAUAGGGCAUGCAGGCACUCGUGUAGAAGUUUGUGUGCAAUAAAAGGCAUGUCUGGGUGGAUAAAGAGCCAUGUGGGGCAUUGCGGUCAGUGUCUGCAUGAAGAGGGCUCAUAAAGAGCAGCGAUCUCGUAUGCGUGUGUGGACGGCAAGGCGAGAGAAUACACACCCCUGACGGAUCCCUUCAUGGCAGCAAUCCAUCCCGCGACCUCAUCAUUCACUCAUCAGCCAGCAUCCUGCCCCUCCGGCGUGUACACCGUGUGAACAGGAUGCUGCUCCACGUGGGACAGAUGCGGCCACAGGCGAAUCACUUGAAAGGACAGAGAUAGGUUGUCAUGGCGCCAGGAAAGAAAAGGCGGUUGAGUGGACCAGCAUCCUACCUGCGUCACGCGCCCUGUCACAGGCUGCCCGCCCCAGACGACGCUCGCACGAUGGUUUCGGCCAACGUGCUCACAGCGUCAGGAGAAGCAAUUAAAGACAAGGACGCGUGGCGCAAACAAGAACCGGAAGUAAAAAGUGAAAAACUCAAUGAUUGUCCAAUAUCCAAAACGUUCACCACAUCGUGUGGGCUCCUGCACCACGUGUCAUCCAUCAUCCAGCCACUCAUUUGUGUGUCGACUAAACUCGCCCAUGUGUCCCCCGUGUACGUCACGUCGACAGCAGAUGUGCCCCAAUCUCAACCCCACCCUCUCGAAUAAAGCGUCAUCAUGCAUUCAAGCAGGCAGGCAGGCAGGCAGGCACAGAGCGAGUCAAAGUGGAGUCAGUCUGGAUGUAAGUAUGUGUGUGGGAGAGGGCGGGCAGCAUGCGGCACAAGCAGCGGCUUUUCUCGCUGCCGCACGCACCAAUUCGUCUCGUGUGGGCAGGUGGGCGGGCGAAAAGGAAAGAGACGCCGGCCGGAUGCAUGAAAGGCCCAGGCAGUCCGAAUAAAGGAGGCAAACGGAACAUUGACAACCGAGACAGGCAGCACAGCACAGCAUCCACGCACCAGGAGGUCGAUCGCAUUCGCGAAGACCUCCCUAGUGACUACACUGCGCCCUGCGUCGUCCUCACUUAAGACGUCUGGACAGUCGGCUCCUUGAGCAUCACAACACCCUCGGGCGUCAGACCUAGCACCACACAGAGACACGAGACACAUUAACGAUGCACGAAAGCAUCAUGGAAUGGGUAAGUGUUUCUUUGUGUCUGACAUACGCACAUACCCGAGUUGUGGAGGACGAUUUCGAGUUUGCCUGACUCGGGGUUCCGCCUGUAGAGGUAGGUGAACUUGGCGUGGGCCCUCUUCUCGCUGCCGUCCUUCUCCCAGAAGAGAAAGUCGUAGUAGCCGUUGUACGCCACCUUGCCGUUGCCCAGCUGGAUCAGGUCCUCAUCGGUCACCUUGGGCGGGAACUCCGGCUUGAUCUGAUUGAUUGAUUGAUGCACACACGCAGCGGGAGAAAUGUUCGAGCCGCCAUCAACCAUGUGUCUGUCUCUGUGUCUGCCGGUGCGUGUCAGUCAGUGUGUCUGGCGUGUCUGUCUGGGUGACCUGUUUCCUGUCGAGGAAGCUCUUGAAGUAGUCGAGGAUGGUCUCGCCGGUCUGGCGCGCGCCGAUGCUGCCCGUGUCGACAGUGCCGAGCAGGUUGCCGGGGAGAGACGCGUCGUUGCUGUAAAGACCCACCACUGUGUCGGGAUUCAGUGAUUGAACUGAACACACACACACACACACACAUACACACACAGAGAGAGAGAGAGAGAGAGAAGGAGAUGAGCGAGCCGUUCACGUCUUAGUUGGUCAUGUCGCUCACCGGCGGCGAUCCACUGGUCCCUGGCGGUCUCGACCUCGGCGGCAGAGACCUUGUUGGGCGAGGGGAGCUCGAUGACGCCCUCGGGUGUGAGGCCCGAGUUGUGGAGGACGAUCUCGAGCUGGUUGUUCUUGGCGGGGUUGCGCUUGAAGACGUACGUGAACUUGGCGUGCGCCUUGGUGUGCGAGGCAUCCUUGUUCCAGAAGAGGAACUCGUAGUAGCCUGACACACACAGACAGAAAAACAGAGCACACACAUGGACCGAAGGCUCUUCUGUCUGCCCGUCGAUGUGCGGUUUGCUCUCUCACCGUUGUAAGCGACCAUUCCGUUGUCGAGCUGGAUGAGGUCGUCGUCAGAGAUGGCUUCGGGGAAGCAGGGCUGGAUCUUCUCCUUGUCAAGGAAGCUCUUGAAGUAGUCCAGGAUCGUCUCACCAGACUUGCGCGCACCAGUGGCCAUUGUGUCAACGGUGCCUGACACAACCAACCACACACAUACACGCCGAGCGAUAGUACACGUUUGUCUACACGGCGGCUCACUCACCGAGGAGGGCGCCGGGGAGCGUGGCGUCGGCCGAGUAGAGGGAGGCGACCUUCUCGGGGUUGAGCGACUUGACUGCGGCCACCCAGUUGUCCCUGGCCGUCUCGACCUCCUUGAUCGACACCUUCUCGGGGCGGGGCAGCUCGAUCACGCCCUGGGGCGUCAGACCUGAGCAGGCCACACACGCGACAAAGCAACAAUCGGUACACACAUGGGUCAGGAGGCGGUGUGUGUGUGUGUGUGUGUCGCCAUACCCGAGUUGUGGAGGACGAUCUCGAGCUUGCCGGUCUCAGGGUUGCGUCUGUAGAUGUAGGUGAACUUGGCGUGGGCCUUGAGGUGGCGGCCGUCGUGCUCCCUGCACACAAACAAACAGGACACAGCAAUCAAGGUCAUCGCUGUACGUCGCUGCACAUGUCUGUCCUGUGCUUCUUAGGUACUGACUGACCAGAAGUAGAAAUCGUAGUAGCCGUUGUAGGCGACCAUGCCGGGGCCCACAGGGAUGAUGUCCGCCUGAGUCACCUCGGGAGGGAAGGCAGGCUUGAUCUGCACACAGAGGCAGAGGAAAGAACAUUACAUGUUGGCUCGUGUGUCGACGGUCCCUCCGGACGCACCUUCUCCUUGUUGAGGAAUCCGACGAAGUACUCCCUGAUGGUCGAGGGCGACUGGCGUCUCUUGGUCUCCAUGGUGUCGACGGUGCCGAGGAGGUUGCCGGGGAGGCUGGCGUCGGCCGAGUACUGAGCCACCACUGUGUCGGGGUCCAGAGUCCGCACCGCGGCGAUCCAUGCGUCACGCGCCUCCUUCACCUCGGCAGGCGUGAUGGGCUUCUCGGGCGACUCCAGCUCAACCAGGCCCUGGGGCGUCAGACCUGACAUCACGAGAACAGCCGCAAUGGGCAUGGUGUGUCUGGGCGAGUGGAAUGAGUGUGUCGUCGUGUGUUUUGAUGAUGCCCACCAGAGUUGUGCAGGGCGAUCUCGAGCUUGCCGGUCUGGGGGUUGCGACGGUACACAUAAGUGAACUUGGCGUGGGCCUUGAGCUGACGGCCAUCCUUCUCGGUGAAAUAGAAGUCAUAAUAACCUUCACACACAAAUAGAGCACCAGGGAAACCACCAUGUGCAUUGAUUUGUUUCGAGCCAUCUGUCUGUCAAUCUGCUAACCGUUGUAGGCGACGGAGCCUGGGCCAACGUGAGCACCGACACGACAGACAGACAGAAACAAAUGACCUGUCCUGAGGCGUGUUUGUCUUCUCAUUGCCAAACCGACCCUUGUCCAGCUGGAUGAGGUCGUCCAUCGUCACCUCAGGGGGGAAGGCGGGCUUGAUCUGCACCACACCAGGCCCACCACACACAGAGGCAUAGAGGGAGGGAUGCACCAUUCCGCUGUGUGCGUAGUAGAUCACCUACCGCUGCCUUAUUGCAGAAGACCUUGAAGUACUCGAGGAUCGAUGUGCGGCACUGACGGGCGCCGAUCUCGACGGUAUCAACGGUACCUGCACGCAUGCCCAGCAUCAAGUGAAUGAAUUGGCAUGGACGAAUGGGUGUGUCGCUGGUGUCCUACCAAGGAGCGCUCCCGGGAGAGCGGCAUCAGCCGAGUACAGAGCGACGAUCUUCUCGGGAUCGAGCGACUCAACUGAUCGCAACACAAUCACGACACAACACAUGGCAAGACAGAAAGUGAGACAGGAAAUGAGACAACAAGCGCUCAUGGAUGUGAUCAGCAGUGAGCACCACCCACACACUUGCUCGGACGCAUUCCCCGAUCACUCGGUUGCAUGCAUGCACACACGGACGCCCUCCCUCCCUCCACCCACCUGCAGCGACCCAUUCGUCGCGGACGGUCUUGACCUCAACUGGCGAGACGAAGCCCUUAUAAGGGGUCUCACCGGGAUGCGGCAUCCCCACCUCAGCCUCAAUGGCCGCCGCCUCGUCUUCAGUCACGCCGCUGCCGCUCUUGGUGAAGAUCCUGUCAAGGAAACCAGUGCUGGUCUUCUCAGCAGUGGCGGCCUCCUGGAUGGCGAAAUGCCUCGGCAGGGUGUGGCGGAGGUUUUUGGCCACGCGGCUGGCGAGAGGGCGGAAGGUGAACUGGAAGGCCGAUGGCGCAUCGCGGCUGACUGCAGCUGAUGCUGUUGCUGCCGCGAGGCAGACAAGAGCGCAGAUCCGAGCGGUCAUCUUGUAGAUCCUUCUCAAAUAAGACCGGCAGUGGCGGC
Molecule: messenger RNA, 5371 nt
Organism: Vitrella brassicaformis
Lineage: Eukaryota; Vitrellaceae
Source: the annotation of a GenBank genome assembly